This is a messenger RNA of Homalodisca vitripennis (glassy-winged sharpshooter), 6524 nucleotides long. RefSeq names its product puratrophin-1-like. The transcript has 24 exons. NCBI's taxonomy places the organism in Eukaryota, Metazoa, Arthropoda, Insecta, Hemiptera, Cicadellidae. Gene Ontology annotation, molecular function: guanyl-nucleotide exchange factor activity. The record is from RefSeq and is a predicted model, not a curated record. The coding region runs from base 186 to 4727 and encodes 1513 amino acids. Gene Ontology annotation, biological process: intracellular signal transduction.
CGCGGUUUGAGGUUAGGUUUCGUGCGGUCCUCUGAUCACUUCAAGUAACGGGUAAGGAUCUGCUCUCAGAAGUGACCGCGUCUGCAGUAGAACUGUAUCGAGCGGAGAUCCGAUACUCGGGAUGUGCUGCGAUUAGGUGCCCAUGUUGUGAGUUUGUGUGUUGUGCAUUAGUGUUGCCUCUUAAGAUGUCAAGGAUACUUCGGCGGUUCAAGGUCACGCCGAGCGAGCGCAGCCAGCAGGACGCCAAACAGAGGCAGCAAGAGACCAGUUUCUCCGCCGAAGGAGCUUGGACAGCCGGACCCGAGUUCGCGGCCAAAACUCCAGAUGAAGGACUGAACAAAAUCGACGAUUUCAAUAGAAUAGGCUCAAACAAAUCCUUGAGCAGAAGCAAAAGAGUUAAAAGCUUCAUACAGAAAAAGUGUAAGGACUUUUCUAACAGCUUUGGGAGCUCUCAUGGCGAUGAAACCCCGGAGCUCGGAGGAACGACGGUAGUACCGAGAAGUAAAAGCACGUCGAGAGCCAACUCCGAGCUUACGACCACAUCUUGGUACGUCGCGAACGAUUACCAUUCGGACGAAGAAGUGUUCAGUCACGUGACCGUGGUUAAGGUUGGGGUGGAAGUGCGGGACACCCAGAACGUCACUACGGUCGCGAUCGGUAAACAAGAGUUGGUUAAAGUCGACGAACCGGAUUCAGUCGAAGUCAGCGAUACUGUUGACUCCAGAAACGAGGGUGGGACGGAUUUAGGUAAAUCAGAAGAAACCUUAGCUGCUAGUGAUUGUGACGAUGAGACUUUCGUCCUUGCUCAAGACAAUACAGAAGAGGAGAUUGCUAUCGCAGAUAGUGACAUUCCUAAAGAAAAUCUCAACCAAAAAAGGACAAAUAGUGAAGAGACCGUUGUUGCAGCACCCAUUUUAGAGCCGAAGACGGAGAUAGAGCGUCUGACAGAUCAGUACUUCGGCCACCUGUACUCAAACUACCACGUGACCCGCCCCGUCCUGGUGAGACAGGCCCGGGAUCUUCUAGUCUGUAGCUACCACGGCAACACUGCUCGCUUCGAGGCAGAGUUCUGUCAACCGGCCGCGGCUAUCAUGGCAGAGGUCAUACAGCGGUCAGUCAUAGAGGUAGCGAGUGGUCUGUCUCCGCGCGGGUGGCCACUGUCGCUGGGCAGUCGCGGAGUUGUGCUGCACCUGGGCGAGCUGGACUCUUCCCUGCUGCGGUCGCGCGACUGCUACCUCUGCGUGCGCGUGCCGCAGAGUUCUGCGCCGCAGGUGGCGCUGGUGUGGCCAGGCGGGAGUCGCGCCACCAGCCCGCCGCCAAGUGCGCUCGCCAUGAUGACGGCCGCGGAGGAGCUCCCGGACCUCCUGCACCACCUCGUGGUGUCGGUGGAGCGCGCCAUCGAACGCGUGCCCCUGGACGAUCUGCCCUUUCCUUGCCCUCAGUGCCACGAGUGUCUCGCGGAUCAAGAGUGCGUGUCUCGCUGUCAGUGUGCCACCGCUGCUGAGAAGCGUGACUCCUGCAUGCAGACCAGCCCCAUGUAUGAGCUGGACGCUUCUAUCCCCCACAUAGACAGUGACGAGGAGCAUGACGAUGACAAGAAACACAGCCUGGGAAGGACCGAGGUCCUGGUGGUGCCCAGAUGUAUAGCGGAAGUCUCCGAGAAACUGCUCAUGUCCGGCAUCUACUUGCCAGGUGUCCACGAUCAGGAGGGCAGAGCCGUGGUCGUGUACGACGCCGCCGUGGUCGCCAGAGCAGCCCUUUCUCACACGGAUGUUGCCAGGGUCAUACUCUACUACUCUACCUUGCCCGUCAGGCCGGAGCGGACGGUGGACGGACUGACCGUGGUAGCUGUCAACUGUUCCAGCCCGACCGACGGUCUUCAUUUCCUCGACAAAUCACUGGCCUCGGUCACGUUAACGCAGAGGGUAGCUCUCGUCCUAAGUUCCAACCCACAACAACCGCCUGGCCUCACCACACUACCCCUUAGUAAAACAAAGUGUCACAUUGUCAGUGAUGCAAAUGAUCUUCUCCAUUUCAUCCCUGAAGACCAGACACCUUCUGAAUGCGGUGGACGUACCACACACGAUCAACUCGAGUGGGUCGAAUUUUUCAAGGAGCUCGAACCGUUCAUCAGCAGCUGUCAGGCGUGUGGGCGGCGUCUGGUAGGCGUCAUGUCGGACGUCAGAAGCGCCGUGGACGGUACGCUGAGUCGGCGCCAGCUGAGCAGUCAACAUCGUACCAUGAGUAGGGUUCUACACGACUCGGAGUUACAACGUCUCAGGAGGGACGGCCACACCACCCUGGCGGCUCUGGAGGACAGAGCGCAGUGGCUGCCAGACAACGAAGAUGUCAGGUUGGGUGUGGAGCGAGCUGAAAGGUUGUUCUCAGAGGUGGAUAGAGCAGCUAAACGGUUGGAAGAGCUCAGUGACAAGCGUCGUGAGAGACUCAGAGACCUCUCCAGGAUGAGAGCCCUGGAGGAUGAAACCUCUCAGGUGCUGACCUGGCUGAACCACAAGGGUGAGGAUAGCCUAAAGCGUCACGCCAAGUUGGCCAGCACCCUUCCCGCCAUCAAGCAACAAGAACAAGACUUCGAGAAAUUUUACUUCAUCUCCAUGCGACACCUGGACAAGGGUGGAGAUCUGCUGGAGGAAGCGAGCCAAGUAAGCGGCCACAACGGAAACGGCCUUCGCGACCUCGCGCGUUCUCUCAAGAAUCACCUGCGAGGCUUCAGCGAACGGCUAGAAGACACCCGUGAGCGCCUAGAAGACACCUCCAGAUGCUUUUAUUUACUGGAUAAGGCCUACGAGUGGGCAUUGGAAGCAAUGAAGUACAUGUCCCGCGUAAAACCAGAGGAUGCCCAGAACCCAGAGCCUAGCGUAAAGCAGCUGAAACAGUACCUGAUGGCACAUCCGCCUCUGCCCCAGGAGCACUUCACCGAGAUGCUGGGACUGGCGCAGAAACUGCACAAUGACAAGCUCAUAGAGCAGUGCAAGGUGGCCCAGUGUAGGUGUGAGGAGACGAUGGAGCAGGUCAGAUCAGUGUUGGGGGGCGAACCUCCAGCUAUGUGGACUAGCACCCCACUCCCCGGGCGGCGGCGUAGCCUUCCAUCCCCUCAUCCUUCCCCACCUACCUGCCCGUGCUGGAGCGAGACCCCCACGCUGCCUACACCACCACUCGACCACAUCCGAGAAGAGUGCUACUGCCCACCCCACCCUCUGCAACGAUCUUGUACCUGGCAGUACCCCACUGAGCACUAUGACGAUGAAGACAACACCACCUCCUCCGCCGAUAACACCACCGAGGGCAGCGAGGCGGGUACUAAGAGUGGCGAGGACAUGGAGGAACAUGGUGACGCCUGCGGCAAGCCAGUGGCUCCGAUAGCUGUGAACAGCCACCUACACUGUGACCUGUCUCUGCAGAUGGACAAUAUGCAGGGAGGCACUCAAACACUGAAGACAAAAAAAACCAUGUUACUAAUAAUGAGAGAAAUGAUCCAGACUGAACGUGACUAUGUCAAAUCCUUAGAGUAUGUUAUUGAAAACUACAUUCCUGAAUUGAUUAGAGAAGACAUUCCCCAAGCCCUUAGAGGUCAGCGGAACGUUAUCUUCGGAAACAUCGAGAAGAUCUAUGAGUUCCACAGCCAAUUCUUCCUCCAGGAGCUGGAACGGUGUGAGCAGACACCACUCUCUAUCGGACAAUGCUUCCUGAGACAUGAAAAAAAGUUCUACCUGUAUGCUCUGUACAACAAAAACAAACCAAAGUCUGAUUCGUUGAUGUCUGAAUAUGGAACUGUCUUCUUCAAGACCAAGCAAAUGGAGCUGGGAGACAAGAUGGACUUGGCCAGUUACCUAUUGAAGCCGGUGCAGAGGAUGGGAAAAUAUGCUCUUCUUCUGCAGCAGCUUAUGAAGGCCUCCAGACAGGAUGUGGCAGACCUUCGGGAUGCUGAAAAGAUGGUUAGGUUCCAGCUGAGACAUGGCAAUGACCUUCUAGCAAUGGACUCUCUCCGGGACUGUGAUGUCAACGUGAAAGAACAAGGACGCCUUCUGAGACAAAAUGAGUUCCUGGUUUGGCAAGGAAAGGGAAAAAAGUGCCUUAGGCAAGUCUUUCUAUUUGAAGAAUUGAUCCUUUUCAGUAAAGCACGAAGAUUCCCUGACAGAAAGAAUCUUGAUAUCUACAUCUAUAAAAACAGCAUCAAAACAAGUGAUAUAGGACUGACGGCAAAGAUCGGAGAUAGUCCAACAAAGUUUGAGAUUUGGUUCAGAAAGAGGAAGCCAAACGACACCUUCACGUUGCAGUCCAUGUCAGAAGAUAUCAAACAAGUGUGGGCAGAUGAGUUGUCCAACCUCUUAUGGAAACAAGCCGUCAAAAAUCGAGAAAUGCGGCUGCAAGAAAUGUCCUCAAUGGGGAUUGGCAACAAACCCUGCCUCGACAUCCGGCCGAGUGCUGACCAGAUCAGUGACAGGUCCAUCAGCAUUGCUCAACUCAGCAAAACAGCUCCCCGUUUCCGAAAUUCCAUUGCCAUUGCCCCGAGCGAGACCGUGCGUAAACGACCGCAUUCCAUCAUCUCAGUGAGCAGCUCUAGCGGAGCCAGCAGUUCGAGCAGCAGUGAGCAUCGACUGCACCACAGCCAGUGCUCGAGUGCAGAGAGCGGCAUCGUCAGUGAUUGGCAUACUUCCACAUCCAUUGCGAGUGACUCCACUUCACCUAGCUGGCCGGAGCAACACUGAGCGCACAAACUCCACAUCCAUUGCGAGUUACUCCCAGCUGGCACGAGCAGUAAUGAGAUAAUCGACUCCAUAGCCAGUUCUUGGGCACAAAAUGGCAUCGUCUGUGAUUGGCACACUUCCACAGCCAUUGCAACUUACCCAGCUGGCUCUUACACUACUGAGUGUCACCUGUACAAACUAGCUUAGGGAACAAGCAUGUGUGCCUUUAGCGUUCGUGUGCUAAUCAAAUAAAAGUCUGCUUUAAUCUAGGUUACUGAAACACUGAGGGUGCUGAUACGCGAUGUGAUUUUUGUUUUUGAAGUGACUAGUUUUCCCACAGCUCGUGCGAUUUAAUCAAAAUAAUUUAACAGUUAAAUUUUAUAUAUAGUCAAUUCAGCUUUUCGAUGUUUAUUCUCAUUAUUUACACAGAUUAGAAGUAACAUUACAAAAUGGAUUGUAGAAAGUAACCGAGAAAAUAGUUGUUCAAUUAAAUUUUUAUAAUUAUAGUUUAUCUUUAAAAAUGAUUUAGUUGUUUAUCUAGAUUUUUCAGCCUGAUAAUAUUUAGAUUUAAAAGUUCUUUAAGAUUGCAUUUUACAUUCUAACAUCCCACAUUUAGAUAAUUCAUUUUUUAUGUUUAUGGCAGUUAUGUAAAUUUUUUCGUCUAAUAAAUAUUAUAGACCAACUAUUUGAAAUUACAAUCACCUAUUGUUCUAUGAACUUUGCUACUGUUUUGUAUAUAAAGUAACAAUAUUUUUAUGUACAGAAAAUUUAUUUUUAAUAUAAUGUUACUAUCAUAUAACAUAUGAUGUCUAUCAUUAAAGUUUCUCUGUAAAAUAGACCAAUAAAUAAAUAUUUAAUUUAUAUUCGAUCAAUUGAUGCACUUAUGAAAGAAUAAUACUUUGUAUUCAACACGCUUUAAAACUGAUGAACUCACCUUGCAUUAGACAUAUUCUAGUGUAUUAGUGUGUCUCUUGUAUUUAUUUUUAUCUUCCAAACAAAUUAUCUAUUUUUUACUUCUGUUGUGUAAAAAGUUUUGCUUAGCGAAAUAAUUGUACAGAAAGUUUAGUUAUAUGUUUAUUCCAUAUUGUAAAAUAACUGUAUCAAAUAUAAAUCUUGUGUUACCAUCUUUUAUAUCAUUAAAUACAAUAAUAUAAAAGAAAACGCUAUUCAACACUUCUUUGAAAUAAUUUAUUUAUGUUGUUCAACCAUGGAAAACAAAAUGCAACAUUUUCACAUGGUAUUCUUCAUGUAGCUUUCGUUUUUUACAGUCAUUUUACAGUAUUUUUUACUAUAUUAAGUUACGAUCAAAAUAUAUUUCAUUAUUGUAAUAUAUAAUGUAAGAAUAUAUUUAGAUUUGAAUCUACGUUAAAUGUAAAUAAUAGCAUUAUUUGUGUUGGAAUUAUGAGCCAAGAAGUUGGUCCAUGAAAAACUGUCAUCAGAUUUAUGUAAAAACAUUUAAAUUUAUGUAUGUUGCAACUUUGUGUGAACUUCUGUUUAUUUAAAGUUAGUUUUAGUUUACUUCAGCCAUAUUAAUAUAUUACUCAAUAACUUUGUAAAAUAAUUUAAUUUAAAACUGUUUGGUAUUUGUUUUAUAUCAGCAGCCUGUGUGAGAUUCAUAAGAAAUUGUUUCCUUUCAAAAUCAUUAAAUGGAUACAAAAAAAUCCUAACUGUGCAUCCUUUGGUUAAAAUAUCUAUAUUGGAAAUUACACUAAAAAGUGCAUUGGAUUUGCAUUUAUCAGUCAUAAAUUUAUUGUAGUACCUUUGGGUUUUUAUAGAAGUAUGAUGUAUUAAAGAGGAAAUAAAUUUUUUUUACUGGAA